AUGACCUCGAGAGCUGAUAAGCGAGAUGCUCGGCUAAGAGGAUCAGCGUCUCGAUCCUUAGAUACUGGAGAGUUUAAGAUAACUCCUACAGAUUUACCCACUAAUAGUCGUGAACUUAAGAACUUACAAUCUGCAUUAGUUAAGAAUGAAGAUCUCAGUGAUUUACCUCGAAGAGCAAGUUUCUACAGACUGCCAGGUAAAAGUAAAGCUCAUGUAGCAGAUACACCUACACGGACCAAUCCGGUAGAGAAUAUAAGUUCUAUUCAAGCCAAACGUCUUAGCCCUAAGAAGAAGAGGGCACCGUUGAAUAAGACAACACCAUUGGCUAGAAAAUCAGCUGUGGAUAAGAAUACGAUACAAAGAACAUUGAAUACACUCAAAGUUAAACAGCAACAGUUACAACUGUUGCAACCACUGCCACCGUCACAACCUUCUACUACGAAUGUUUCCAAGAACACUGCCAGCGAGAGUAAAGAAGAUGGCAGUGGCAGUUCUUGGUUUGUAAAUAACGGCAACAAACUCAAGCAAUUGCUACGAACCAAGGAAGCACGGUUUGUGCCAACUACCGAGACUCUGGAGCUGAAGCAGGAACGGAUACAGAAGCUGAAACUGCAACAGAAGCUGAAGCCGGAGCCCAAACAAAAGCUGAAACUGAAACUGAAACUGACUGCAAGGAUUACCAAGCAAAGAAAGACUAAUAAAUAUACCAGAACAUCAUCACUAGUUGAAUCUAGUGAUCCUGGCCAAUUAUUUACUCCACCCAUAGCCCCACCCAAAGCAGCCCCAAUUCUGUUGUCGAAAGCCACUUCAAAAGGAAGACAGAGACCCAUGGUAAUCGAAUUGGACCGAUUAAGUCACAGAGGUAAUCAAAAUAAACGUUUCAAAGUCAACCGUUUGGACGCAUUGAAGCAUUUAGUCAAUACUUUUCAGUGUGACCAUCAUCAUAAUGUCACCGAAACAGAAUUUAGACUUAACGUUAUCUCAUAUUUGGACAAUCUUCUAUCGUUAACCUCCAACAUCCAAGACAUUCUGAAACGACUCAAGCAAAUACAACGUGAGAAGAAUGAAUGGAGACAAAAGAUUUUUGAUCUUCGUCAGCAGCACAGUCACAUUGGGAACGAAUUGGGUCAACUUCGACAGAGCCACAACCAAAUCAAAGCAACAUAUGAAGAUACAAAGAAAAUGGUUGAUCUAGCAGAACAAAUCCACAAUACAAAGACGGCAACUGACAAUUCCAAUUCAAAUGUCGCUUAUCUGGCGGAGAUUAUACUGGAAUUGAGUUUCAGAACCAACAUGAUAGAGCAAUUAAAGUUAUUCAACUGCAAGCUACACUAA
Lizanozyma spartinae is the source of this 1335-nucleotide messenger RNA. RefSeq lists its product as uncharacterized. The transcript has 2 exons. Bases 1 to 1335 code for a protein of 444 amino acids. NCBI's taxonomy places the organism in Eukaryota, Fungi, Ascomycota, Pichiomycetes, Serinales, Debaryomycetaceae. The record is from RefSeq and is a predicted model, not a curated record.